This is a messenger RNA of Aureobasidium pullulans EXF-150, 1246 nucleotides long. Its product is annotated as ubiquinone biosynthesis protein COQ9. Gene Ontology annotation, biological process: ubiquinone biosynthetic process. The coding region runs from base 1 to 753 and encodes 250 amino acids. The transcript has 2 exons. NCBI's taxonomy places the organism in Eukaryota, Fungi, Ascomycota, Dothideomycetes, Dothideales, Saccotheciaceae. Gene Ontology annotation, molecular function: lipid binding. Gene Ontology annotation, cellular component: mitochondrial inner membrane. The record is from RefSeq and is a predicted model, not a curated record.
AUGCAGCCAUUACUUCGCACCUCGACGCGGAGACUUUUCCAACCUUCGGCCUCUAUCCGCCCCCUCCUCUCCACCCGCACAUACUACAGCUACGAAACCCCCCUCCCACCACCCUACCCACCAACCGAAACUGCAAUCCUCUCUUCCGCUCUCCUCCACGUUCCCUCCUCCGGCUGGACACCGCAAUCUCUUCGUCAAGGCGCCCGCGAUGCAGGAUACCUAGAUGCCUCUACAAACCUAUUCCCAAAAGCCGAAUUUGAGCUGGUGCUUUACCAUCUACGGACGCAGAGAUUGGGGUUGAAGGAAAGAGUGCAAUUUGCAGAAGAAGCUGGAUUGGGUGUUACGGGGAAAGUGAGUGCGUUGGUUAUGGAGAGGUUGAGGGGGAAUGUGGAGGUGGGGGUGCAGGGGAGGUGGCAGGAGGCAUUAGGUCUCAUGUCCCUAGCUGGAAAUAUCCCCCCUUCCCUCCGCGAACUCUUCCUCCUCGCCGACGAAAUGUGGUUCCUGGCUGGUGAUGAAGCGGUGGACAGUUCAUGGUACACCAAGCGUGCGACAUUGAGUUCCAUCUAUGCGGCCACAGAGACAUAUUCGACGACAGACAAGAGCACGGAUUUCAAAGAUACAGAGGAGUUUUUGAACAGGAGGUUGGAGGAGGCGAGGGUGGUGGGAGGUGCGUACAGGAACUUCAGAGAGUGGAUUGGUUUCCAAGGCGUGGCUACUGUUAAUAUGGCUAGGAAUUGGGGCGUGAGGAUAUGAGUGGGAAAGGAAGAGACGGAGGAUGAAGUGUAAGAAUACGAAUAAGAAAUGAGGAUGACUUGGUCAUAUUGAGAGCGAUGAAGCUUUCAGAGAUCAUUAUUAAGUCGUUUUUGAGGAGGAAGACAUGUCCACUACUGAGAGCCUUUCAAACAGCUCUCCUCUCCGGACAAAUGAUCGAAUGACCAAAACAUUGCGCAUUCUGAUGGCUAAACAUUACUGCACGCGAUGGCCGGGUUGCGCAUGUCGUCACUUUGAAGUUUCUCCAUGCUAUCAGUUAAGCUACAACCACCCGAGUCUUAAGAAGGGUGACCAACAGCCAUCAUCCCAACAUUCUCAAUUCGCCGUCCUAUUCGCCGUCCUCGGAACGACCAGAAGAUGGCAGACGACCAACAGCACCAUCCCAUCUAUCGCCUGGCAACAGGAAGAACACUGAUCCCAACUCGCCCAUCGAUCAUCCUGGAGUCGCCAACUGCGAUUCGACACCUCCUGCAAG